Molecule: messenger RNA, 1217 nt
Organism: Tauraco erythrolophus (red-crested turaco)
Lineage: Eukaryota; Metazoa; Chordata; Aves; Musophagiformes; Musophagidae
Source: RefSeq, a predicted model, not a curated record
AGCCCUGGGGUCCCUCGCCUCCCCCCACCUCACAUGUGGCAGUUCUUGUUUUGCAGGUGCAGCCGGGUGUGUAGCAACGUUGCUCCAUGAUGCGGCCAUGAACCCUGCAGAAGUGGUCAAACAGAGGAUGCAGAUGUACAACUCGCCUUACCAGCGUGUGACGGACUGUGUGCGGGCUGUGUGGCGCAACGAAGGGGCCGGAGCUUUCUACCGCAGCUACACCACCCAGCUCACCAUGAACAUCCCCUUCCAAGCCAUUCACUUCAUGACCUACGAGUUCUUGCAAGAGCAGCUCAACCCCCACAGACAGUACAACCCAGGCUCCCACGUGGUCUCCGGAGCCUGCGCAGGGGCUGUCGCUGCUGCUGCCACUACGCCUUUGGACGUUUGCAAAACAUUGCUCAACACCCAGGAGUCCCUGGCCUUGAGCUCCAACAUCAGUGGACACAUCACAGGCAUGGCCAAUGCCUUCAGGACGGUGUACCAAGUGGGCGGAGUGACCGCCUACUUCAGAGGGGUCCAGGCGAGAGUCAUUUAUCAGAUGCCCUCAACAGCGAUCGCCUGGUCCGUGUACGAGUUCUUCAAAUACAUCCUCACCAAGCGCCAGGAGGAGCGGCGGGCUGGGAAGUGAGCCAGAGCCGAACGCCGUUCCAGACCUGCUUCACCUCCCCUCCUGGUUUGUCUUCUGACCCCUCUCCCUUUCGGUUUGGUUUGUGUGGAAGAGAGGGGGCAGCAAAGCCCUUUGGGGCUUAGCGAUGCCAUUUCUUGCCUGUGGCUGCUGCAGCUCUGCUCAGGCUGCACGCCUUGCUCUCUGCCAGGGUCCUCCGAGAUGUCCCGCUGGGAGCUGCAGCCCAGGUCGUGUUCCCUGGCACUUCGGUGGAGCUGCGCUCCUGUCCUUCCCUUAACGAAAACCUCCUCUCACGCAAAGCUCACCCCUCCUCAGAGGGGGGAAGGUGAAGGUCCUACCCUGCCUCUGGCGGGGCCAAGCUGAGCUCGCAGUCGCCAAGGAGGGGGCGGUGGCACUGCCCGGGAUGCUGGCAGCUCUGUCAGGCUUCUGGCUGACGCGAAGUGUAAGCCUUGCCGUUGUCUUGUAGCACGCACAUGUGACACUGACUGCCCCGGUGGUGGUGGGAGGGGGAGGAUGGCACUUGAGGAGGGGAGCCGUAGGUUUGUUAUUGUUCCUGCUCUUGACACCUCCAAUAAAAACAGUUCUGCUC